Bolinopsis microptera is the source of this 2718-nucleotide messenger RNA. RefSeq names its product transmembrane protein 87A-like. Bases 37 to 1845 code for a protein of 602 amino acids. The record is from RefSeq and is a predicted model, not a curated record. Gene Ontology annotation, cellular component: membrane; Golgi apparatus. The transcript has 18 exons. Gene Ontology annotation, biological process: retrograde transport, endosome to Golgi. NCBI's taxonomy places the organism in Eukaryota, Metazoa, Ctenophora, Tentaculata, Lobata, Bolinopsidae.
UCUAUUACAUUUAUUGAGGUAUUUAAUGAUAAGGAAAUGUAUAAAUGGAUUAUCCUGGCAUUAGUUCUAGUUGCUGAAACGAAAAUCCACCCUGGUAUUUUCUACUUUCCUUCAGAAGAGGAUGUUGGUGAUAGCCCAGGAGGCACAUCCCGGCCAAGGACAUUUUUCAGCAGCUCCUCCUUAGAUGGAAUGUUCACAUGUAAGCAGCCUGCUGUGGACGUCCAAUCUAACUACACAAUCAGUGUUUGGAGUUUCAAAACUCAGUGCUACAGAAUUUAUAACGAUGAAGUCAACAGACAGAUGGUAUCAGGAAUAGUAAACUACCUGUUAGCACCAACAGAAGACAACAAGCGCUUUGUGGAUAGCUGGGCAAGUAACUGGGACACUACCUGGAUCAGGUGCUAUGAGAUGGAGGUCACGUGUGACUCCUUCAACCCUGCUAUCCCUGACAAGUUCUCUUCUGGCUGGAGGUUAUGCAAGGGGUAUGAGCAGUAUAGAAAAAUGUCAAACAAGGACGAUACUGAACCUAAAGCAGAAACUGAAUCAGACACUAAACCAGAAGAUAAGGUUGCUGAAGAUACAGAGAAAGUAGAGGAUGAUGACGGCCGAAAGAAGAGGGAUACAGGAGAUACAAUCAAAGCGGGUAUCAAAGACUUCGCUAAGGGCGAGGAUCCUCUGUCUGCUAAAAGAACCUACAACCUUAUCAACGUAACUAAGACAGGUUCAUUCUAUAUUGGCUGGCAGGUUACAGGCUCUCAGAACUCUCCAGUUAACAGAGAAUAUGUGGAGCUAACUAUAAAAGCAAGAGAUAGGAACCUCAACAGUUACCUGGAGGCUAAAGAUUACCCUCUUUUGAUCUUCUUUGGUAUUCUGAGUGGUAUAUACGCUGUUCUAGCGUUGGUAUGGUUGAUAGUAUGUGGUAUUCACUACAGAGAUAUCCUACAAAUACAGAUAUGGAUAGGAGGAAUGCUGGCUCUCAAUAUGGUGGAGAUGAGCGUAUUUUGUAACAAAUAUCAGACGGUUAACAAUGGACACGAAGUAUCGGACGGUUUGGUGGUAUUUGCAGAGCUCCUUUCAACCUUCAAACAUGGCUUAUCUCGUAUCCUGGUACUUAUCAUUUGUAUGGGAUACGGCAUCGUUAAACCCAGGUUAGGAACAACAAAACAUCUUGUGUUGGCUCUGGGUCUGGCGUACUGUCUCUUUGUCUCCAUCGACAGUAUAUACGUUAAAUUAGUGGCUCCCACCAAACCAAUGACACAGAGACAGCGGCUGUACGCCUACAUCCCCCGUGCUGUGGUUAACGCUGUACUUAUCUGGUGGAUCAUUGCUUCUCUCGUCUCCACCAUCAGAACUCUUAGAAUGAGGAGGAACGUGAUAAAGUUGACACUCUACAGACACUUUAGUAAUGCCCUUGCUUUUGGUAUCCUAUCUUGUGUAGCGUUUGAAGUAUGGUGGAUCCACCUUACUAAAGAGGGCUGUAUACAGAACUGGAAGGAGUAUUGGUUAUCAGAUGAUAUCUUCUGGAAUGUUCUCUUCACAAUGAUAUUGAUAGUGAUCAUGUUCCUGUGGAGACCCACCGUCAAUAACUCCAGAUACGCGUUCUCUCCGUUACUAGAUACUGACGAGUCAGAAAGUGAGGAGACUAUUAACGAGGCAUUCGAGGGCAUGAAAAUGAGAAACAUAAAGAAGAACGGCUCGACGAAGAAAGAAGGAAACAUUGACGAAGAUCUAAAAUGGGUGGAAGAAAAUAUCCCAUCAACUCUUGGAGACACUGUGUUCGAGAAACUUAUGGACUCAGAUGAAGAGGUUGAACACAGAAAAUACGAAAUGUCCAAAAUGCAGUGAAACAUAUUACCAUACCAACUGGUUACCAUACCAACUGGUUAUCAUACCAACUGGUUACCACACCAACUGGUUACCACAGCCACUGCUUUGGGACUGCUUUAGGACUCAUUUUCCCCGAUUAAAUUUUAUUGUAUGGAAGCAGUUUAAUUUAUUUUCGUAGAUUUCACUCACAAUUUAAAGUCUGUAAAACCCACACUGGAGUAUUUGUGAUUGUCAUUUUGAUAAAUGUAGACGUUUUCAACAGUGUGCACUUCGCUGAGUUUUAUUUUGAAAUCAAGGAUUUUAUAAAGAUUACAGCUUGGUGUGAGAAUAAUUCGAAAAACGCUGGUCAAAAAUGUUAACAUAAAUAUUUAUAAAUUUUCACCACAAAGUUUUGAUUAUGUACAGCUGGACUUGAUGAUCACAUAAACAUUUGGACUACAUUUAUAAAUAACCAACUUAUCUCUUUUAUUUAAUGAUAUUGAACAGAUAUUAGCUGUCUGAGUUAACAACAACAGGCUACACGUGUUUAUUUUACUGUAGAGUUAUUCAUAUCAUUUCAUGCAUGUUUUAGUUGUUUUGGAAUUGGUAAAAUUCGACCGAGAAAAAUCGUCAGAUUAAACAAGUUUUCAUUUCUCACGGGGCAGAAUUAAUAUCAUGACUAAAGUUAGAUUUCCUCUUAAUUAAACAUACAAAUGUACUUCCCGCGAGUUACUCCCGUUUUGGUCAAAUGUUAAUUAAUUAAUUGAUUAAUUAAUUAAUGUUUAUGUCUUGCAUGUCAAUGAAUUUGCUUUCGGGGAUACAUUAUUAUUUGUUUUGCGCUCAAUCGUUGCUAAAAUUUGCUAACAUUGUGUUACAUUUGUUUAUGUCAAUGUUUCCUUGAUGAAUGAAUAA